UCUCUGUCUCUCCACCCAUAACAAGGAACUGAUUGGUGAUGCUCAUAGCCAUAUAGAAUAGUUUUGCAUUCACAAUGACAUUGAGCUCUCAGCUUCACAACACUAGUACUAGGGGAAUCCAUUUUCCCAUUCAAAGAAAAUCCCAAUCUCAUAAAAACCUUCACUUUCUCUUUCUCCCAAGUACCUCCACUUGUUCUUUUCCACUCACCACCAACUCCCCGAAAACUAAAUUUCAUCUUCUCUCAGACUCAAUCAAUGAUAAUUUCGUCCAAGACCUCGAGAUUUGUCAUGCACCCGUUAAUGGGGUUCAUCAAAUAGAGGCCCCUAAACCACCCCAGAAUAUUCUCAUCCAGGACCCACCUUGGAUGCAAGAAUGUAGAUUGGUAUUGGAGGAUAUUGAGAAGAACAAGUACAAUUUGCUGAGGAGGAGGCAGAUUAAAGAGGAGACUGAAGCGUGGGAGAGGAUGGUAGAGGAGUAUAGAGAACUAGAAAGAGAAAUGCGUGAGAAGAACUUGGCUCCCAAUUUGCCUCAUGUCAAGGCUCUUUUUUUGGGGUGGUUUGAGCCCUUUAAGGAAGCUAUAGAAGCGGAGCAGAAGUCACUGAGGUCCAAGAAGCACAAAGCAGCAUUUGCGCCCCAUAUUGAUAUGUUGCCUGCAGCUAAAAUGGCUGUUAUUGUCAUGCAUAAGAUGAUGGGAUUGGUGGCUUUUGAGCAUUCCCACGCUGGCUGUGUUUUGCUUGUUAAUGCUGCAGUUCAGAUUGGUAUGGCUGUAGAACAAGAGGUUAGAAUUCAUAAGCUCCUGGAAAAAACUAGAAGUCACCGGAGUAAGAAAACAGAGGCUGGUGGUGAAGACGGUUUGAAUAAUGAUAAACAAAAACUAAGGAAACACAUUAAUGGUUUGAUUAAAAGAAAAACACUGAAACCAGUCCAGAUUCUAUUGAAAAAAGAAGGAUUUAGCCCUUGGGGUCGUGAUACCCAGGCUAAGCUGGGAAGUCGAUUAAUAGAAUUAUUAAUUGAAACAGCAUAUGUACAAUCUCCAGUUAAUCAGUCUGCUGAUACUCCACCUGAUAUUCGGCCGGCAUUCAUGCAUAGAUUUAAAGCUGUAUCAAAGAAUCCUGGGCAAAAGAUUUUGAAGAAUUAUGGCGUUAUAGAAUGUGAUCCCUUAGUCCUUGCUGGGAUGGAUAAAUCUGCUAAGCAUAUGUUAAUACCUUACAUGCCAAUGUUAGUACCUCCUAAAAAAUGGAAAGGGUAUGACAAGGGUGGGCACUUGUUCCUACCAUCUUAUAUCAUGCGUACUCAUGGAUCCAAGAUGCAGGAAGAUGUAAUGAAGAAUGUUAAAAGGACACAAAUGCAAAAAGUUUUUGAGGCCUUGGAUAUACUUGGCAACACCAAAUGGCGAGUAAAUAGAAGAUUACUUAGUGUUGUGGAGUCCAUCUGGGCUGGAGGAGGUAACAUUGCAGGCCUGAUUAAUCGUAAAGAUGUUCCUAUACCAGAGAGGCCACCUGUAGAGGAUUCAAAACAAAUUCUGAAGUGGAAAUGGAGAGUAAGGAAGGCAAAGAAAAUUAAUCUGGAGAGGCAUUCUCUAAGAUGUGACACUGAACUUAAGCUUUCUGUUGCUCGAAACAUGAAAGAUGAGGAAGGCUUUUAUUAUCCCCACAAUCUUGACUUUCGUGGCAGAGCAUAUCCCAUGCAUUCUCAUUUGAAUCAUUUAAGUUGUGAUCUUUGUCGAGGAUUACUUGAGUUUGCUGAAGGGCGGCCUUUGGGAAAGUCUGGACUACAGUGGCUGAAGAUCCACUUAGCGAAUUUGUAUGCAGGUGGUAUUGAAAAGCUUUCUUAUGAUUGUCGCCUAGCUUUUGUAGAGAAUCAUCUUCAUGAUAUAUUUGACUCUGCUGAUAACCCAAUUAAUGGAAAUCGUUGGUGGUUAAUGGCUGAGGAUCCUUUCCAGUGCCUUGCUGCUUGUAUUAAUCUGUCAGAAGCCUUAAGAAGCUCAUCACCAAAUUCUGUUAUCUCACAUCUGCCUAUUCAUCAGGAUGGUUCCUGUAAUGGCUUACAGCACUAUGCUGCUUUGGGAAGAGACACUCUAGAGGCUGCUGCAGUUAACUUGGUCACCGGAGACAAACCUGCUGAUGUUUACUCAGAGAUUGCUGUUAGGGUUCGUGAUAUUAUGAGAAGGGAUAGCAACCGAGACCCAGCUACUUAUCCAAAUGCUUUGUUAGCAAAGGUUUUGAUUGAUCAGAUUGAUAGGAAACUCGUCAAACAGACAGUGAUGACUUCAGUUUAUGGUGUUACUUUUGUUGGGGCACGGGAGCAAAUAAAGAAAAGAUUAGAGGAGAAAGGCCUUAUAACUGAUGAAAAACUUUUAUUUACUGCAGCUUGCUAUGCUGCUAAAGUGACAUUAACUGCCCUUGGAGAAAUUUUUGGAUCUGCACGUGUGAUUAUGGGUUGGCUUGGUGAUUGUGCAAAGGUGAUCACUUCUGAAAACCAGCCUGUUCGUUGGACCACUCCUCUUGGUCUUCCAGUUGUACAACCAUACAGUAAAACUGAACGUCAUCUGAUCAGAACAUCUCUUCAGUUUUUGGCUCUGAGGCGGGAGGGUGAUGCAGUAGAUGCCAAGAAACAGAGAACUGCAUUUCCUCCCAACUUUGUACAUUCUCUGGAUGGUUCACACAUGAUGAUGACUGCUCUUGGCUGCAGGGAUGCUGGCUUAUGUUUUGCAGGAGUUCAUGACUCAUUUUGGACACAUGCAUGUGAUGUGGAGAAAAUGAGUCAGAUUCUUAGAGAAAAAUUUGUCGAGCUUUAUAGCAUACCAAUACUUGAAAAUUUGCUGGAAGGCUUUGAGACAUCAUACCCUGGAUUAACUUUCCCUCCACUGCCACAGAGAGGUGAUUUUGACUUGCGAAAGGUUCUUGAGUCUCCAUACUUCUUCAACUGAGCAUUUCAACUAUUACAAUGGAAGCAUUGUUACCUUAACUUCUAAUGCAAAAUCAUUCAGAAACUUCAGAAGUUGUGAGUCAAAGAAAGAUCCAAGGUUGCUUCUGGAAAAGGCCAGGAAUGAAGAAAACCGGUUCCAAAUGAUAGAUUCGUGAAGCCUCUUGUUAUUAAAAUGUUCACAACAGUACUUCUUUGGUGAUCUAAUCAACACAAGGUUAGUUUAAGAGGAGACUCAAGCUUUGAUCAUCCCUUAGAUUUUUAUAAUCAACAUACAGAGAAGGGAAUUAUCCAUGAAAUUUUAAUGUUGGAAAUUUCCGUCCAUUAAAUUGAGUUAGAAUGCUUGAAGAGAGUCUCAUUUACAAUGCCGAGAUAAUGGCCAUAGCUAACCUUGAUAAUGUAAACCAACUUUUUUCUGUUUACAUGUAUUAUUAUGUAUUACUAAAUAGUUGUAAAGGUCC
Molecule: messenger RNA, 3387 nt
Organism: Gastrolobium bilobum
Lineage: Eukaryota; Viridiplantae; Streptophyta; Magnoliopsida; Fabales; Fabaceae
Product: DNA-directed RNA polymerase 3B, chloroplastic
Exons: 19
Coding region: 75-2930 (951 amino acids)
Biological process (GO): mitochondrial transcription
Cellular component (GO): mitochondrial DNA-directed RNA polymerase complex
Molecular function (GO): DNA binding; DNA-directed RNA polymerase activity
Source: RefSeq, a predicted model, not a curated record